UCCCGCUGAUGGUCCACAUGCGAUAGUGACUGCUGUCUUGCAUUUGACAAAACAACCGCAAACUGCUCCUAGUAGCAGCAGACCGUACUAUUUUACGCCAGUUGAGCACGUCUAGAGGAAAGACAAGAACAUUUUCAUUUACUACUGGGACACUGAUUGAAACGGCGUGAGCGAUGUCUUUGAGUGAGGUGAUGCUCAAAACACUAAUUCCAAGUAACUUUUUAGACUCCGACGACGAGGAGAUAAAGUCGUUAACUUGCCCUCAAGAAAGCGACGAUUUCGCCAAAAACCAAUUCACCAACUACAAUAUGUUCAAUGACUACUUCGGACUUAGUGAUUUGGUUCAAAAAGUUGGGUUAGCAAGCAGUGACUUCGACUACUUGGCCAGCCAUCCGUACGGAAAAGUGCAGUCACGACGUGACCGAUUUGACAGCAUUGAUUCAGAAAACUCAUCUUCAGGGAGCUGUGAUUCUUUUACUGAUCAAGGGUUGGCGUUUGGAGAGAGCUCGUUUCAGCCUUUCAGUACGUCUUCUUUACUGCAUAAUGCUGGAAAGAGGAGAGAAACCGCACUGCCUCCAAGUCGUCGCUUGAAGCCGACCACAAGGAGCACGGCUCCCGGUGCAAACCGCCAAGUGUGCGUUUUCUGCAGAAAUAAUGGAGAGAGCGAAGAUGUCUACGCAUCUCAUGUGCUGAAGAGUGUAGAUGGAAAGACAACGUGCCCUAUUCUUAGAGCGUAUACCUGUCCAAUCUGCAAAGCAAGUGGCGAUGAAUCGCAUACGAUCAAAUACUGUCCACAAAAUCAGCAGACACAAGGAAAUGGGCAACCUCCACCGCCGAAAGCACCUACGAACAACACCAAGACAACGCGUGGGAUUUUGCCGCCGAAAAGACGCUAAAUAAACCCCCAAGAACAUAAAUAUGAAUUAGGAAUUCCUUAUAACAGGGUAAUGUAAAGAGUUUGUAGCAAAUUUAUUGUUAAUAUUCGAGAUUUUUGGCUUUAUUGAAGAAAUUUGUUGUGUUAUUUGUUUACCGCCAUGAGAUCGCUUUUGCCGAGUUUGCCCUCAGCUCAAUCGCGGUAUUAAUUUAUUAGUAGUUUAUAUUUUUUACGACCACAUACGGAUUGUACGAGAUGCAGUACGACUUGUUUUAUUCAGAGUUAGUAGUUAUUUCUUAAUCCAGCGUUUCAAAAAUGUUGAAGUUUUUGGACUAUUGUCUSUUUCAGUUUUUACAGUUCAAACGAAAGUGCAAGCUUUUCGAUUUCAGCUCGUAUGCAAUAUUAUUAUAAUUCAUGAAUGGGAUAUACAAGAUGCUCGUUUUUCAUACGUAUCUAACUUAGCAAAAUCAAUUUUACAAAAAAAUUCCAAUACCUUAUAUUCGUGUGAUAACAUUUAGGUUUUCCAGAAAAAAAAUGAAUUAAAUCUUGUACUCCUAUAUAGAGUAAUAAUUUAUCAAUAUGUACCAUUGUAAAAAAAAAUUUUGGAAUUAUAGCUCUAAAUAUUCAGACGAUAUUGAAUUUUCACCCUUUAAAGUGUAAAGUAUUUUAAUAUCAAAGUGUUGAUUGCGAAUUUUCGCCCUGACUAUGACAAAGAAAUGAUUUUUAAAAAUGUUUUUGAGCACUUCUUAGCUCAGGGAUAUUCUUUUGACGAUGUUUGUAAAAAGAAAAAUUGAAGUAAUAGAUUCAAAUUACACUACUUUGAAAGUAGUUCAACUGAACAGAUCUAGUAGAAUUAAGAUUUUUUCAAUGAAAUUUAUUAUUAAUCUUCAAACAGCAUUUGCUGUUUUAGUUCAAAUUGAAAGUUAAGGUUUAAAAUUUCUAAGAGUUUUUAAUAUUAUUAACUGAUUAUAUUUCCUUCUGUAUUGAAGUGAGGAGUUUCAAAAAGCAUGUAAAAGCUUUAUUUAUAUAUAAUUGCAAAUAAGAAGUGAAAUUUGUACGGUUUUAUCGUAAAAAAAGAGAAGGAAUUAAAGCAUGUUUGACAUUUCUA
Exaiptasia diaphana is the source of this 1982-nucleotide messenger RNA. Its product is annotated as nanos homolog 1. Gene Ontology annotation, biological process: oogenesis; negative regulation of translation. The transcript has a single exon. Bases 174 to 896 code for a protein of 240 amino acids. Lineage: Eukaryota; Metazoa; Cnidaria; Anthozoa; Actiniaria; Aiptasiidae. Gene Ontology annotation, cellular component: perinuclear region of cytoplasm. The record is from RefSeq and is a predicted model, not a curated record. Gene Ontology annotation, molecular function: zinc ion binding; mRNA binding.